This is a messenger RNA of Plenodomus lingam JN3, 2772 nucleotides long. RefSeq lists its product as uncharacterized. NCBI's taxonomy places the organism in Eukaryota, Fungi, Ascomycota, Dothideomycetes, Pleosporales, Leptosphaeriaceae. Gene Ontology annotation, molecular function: nucleic acid binding; poly(A)-specific ribonuclease activity. Gene Ontology annotation, cellular component: P-body; CCR4-NOT core complex; CCR4-NOT complex. The record is from RefSeq and is a predicted model, not a curated record.
AUGCCGCCUCAUGGGGGCCGCUUCCCUGGGCACAACCUGUCCAACCCCUUCGUACAACUCCCGGGCCCGAUGCCGCAGCAGCAGCAGCAGCAAGCACCGCUCCACCAACAACAUGCGCAGAACAUGCAACACCCGGGCUUUGGUGGGGCAGCACAAACCCAUAAUCUCAACCUCUUUGGCCAGCACCAGACGGGCUUCCAGUCAAACGCAGGCCUCGGUGGUGGUGGUGGUGGCGGCCUGGGCGGCGCAGGACUAGGUGCAGCAGCAGCGCUCGGAGGGGUAGGCGGGGGAACGGGCUUGGACGGCCAUGAAGCGCGCAUGCGGUUUGCCCAUGGCGCCCAACUGCAAGAGAAUGCUGUCCGUGGUCAGGAUGGCGCCAAAGGACUCGCCGGUCAGCGCAUUCGCGAGGUUUGGCGGGGAAACCUGCACCAAGAGAUGGAUCUGUUACGCUCGCUCAUCGACCAAUAUCCCUAUAUCAGUAUGGACACCGAGUUCCCCGGCGUCGUGGCCCGACCAAUCGGCGAAUUCAACUCAAAGGCCUCGUAUCACUACCAGACAGUACGCUGCAAUGUCGACCUGCUCAAGAUCAUACAACUCGGCAUCACCCUCUUCUCUGUACAAGGCGAGGUACCACCCGCUCACCUGGACACCUCCUCACUAGCCUACCAACCCAAAUCCUUACAGCGAUAUGCCAACAACAUCAUUCCCUGUCCUUGCACGUGGACCUUCAACUUCCAGUUCUCUCUCGAUGAAGACAUGUACAACGAGGAAUCGAUACAAAUGCUCAAAAAGUCUGGAGCCGAUUUCGACAAGCACAACACCCAAGGUAUCAAUCCACAAGAGUUCGGCUCGUUGCUGAUAACAUCUGGGAUGACGCUCAGCGAAGAUGUCAAUUGGAUAUCCUUCCAUUCCGGCUACGACUUUGCGUACUUGAUUAAGAUGCUCAGUGCACAGCCCUUGCCCGAAGACGAAGACUCGUAUAGAAAGCUGGUCAAUAUCUUCUUCCCUCGUUUACUGGACGUCAAGUAUCUUUGGAGACAUGCCAACAACAUGGUUCGCCGAGGAGUGAUUGGCUCCACCGCGACCAACAUUCUCAACAAUCUGGGCACCAAGUCAGGACUACAAGACCUCGCCGACGAAUUGGGCUGUCAGCGUAUUGGCAACUCGCACACCGCUGGGUCCGAUGCAUGGCUUACAGGCACUGUCUUUUGGGACAUGAGGAAAAAGAUAUUCGACGGCAACAUUCCCGAAGAGAUGAAUGGCCAGAUGUGGGGACUUACAGGCGUCGGUCCACCAGCGAGCGCCACGGCUCAAGCUGCCGUACUGGCUGCACAAGGUGCACAGACGUUGACCGGAUUUCAAGGCAUGAACGGUAGGUUUGAGUUCCAUCCUGGCCAAGCAAGGCACGGUGAUGGGCCCAGUACGCCAACGAAUCACCCAGCAGGUCUAGCGUCAACACCAGGGCCAUCGCAAGGCGGAAUGAUGACUCCGGGUCAAUAUGGCGGUUAUGUUGCGCAAAAGAAGUUUAUAACAUCAGAUACCCAAGUCGACAGUUCGCAACAUCGCGAUCGAUAUGAAAUACUGUUUCCUCCAUUGUUUCAGCAGUCACUACCUUUGUCUUCAACUCGCUUCGAACCAUCUCCUCAUUGCCCAGCAUUUAUACCUGGACAAGAUUAUCAAGAGGCAGCGUUGCACCGACAACAACAACACCACCAGGGGUCUGAGCCCGCAUUACUACCACCAUUGCCUCAUGUCCGUUCCCAUAUCAUUCCACAACCACAUCAUGAUAGACCAAUUCCUUUAGCGCCUCUCGCACACUUCCGAAACCAUCAUGCACAACUUCCCCCUUUACCACCACCACGACGAGGACGCCCCCCUCCUCGACAUAUCAGCCCAAAGCAGCACCACCUUUCCUCUACGCCAGCCGACCAAUUUGAUAACCGCACCGAAUUGGAAACCAGGCUUCGCCAAUCCAAACGAAAUAUCGAGUACUUACCCCGUUUACCACCGCCAUGCCACCUUCCUCGACAUCUCCGCCCAGAGCAAAAUCACCCCCGAACCCCGCCAGUUGUUCGAUUAGAUAAGCGCACAAAAGCGGAGACCGGCCUUCAGCGAUCCAAACCAACCCUUAGACAAUUCCCACACUCGGCUGCGCCCGCACACGCCGGACUCCAACCAACUUUUGGAGACAGACGCUCGGUGAAUGACGGAGAUGGCUUGAAGUCGCCCGAACAGCAAGAACAGUGUGGCCGGGAGAACAGCAUUAGGCCAUCUCCCGGGCUGGGUCCUGAUGCUCAGCAGGCCGGACACAGAGGGUCGUUCAUAGGGCCGCUCGGUCAGUCAGAAAAUCGUGUCCCGGCAAGAGAGCACAUUAGGCCUCCUCCUGGGCUGGAGAAUAGUGCCGGGCUAUUUACUGCUGAGAUGUUUGAAGACAGAGGGCCGUUGAGUAAUACAUAUGGCUUGGGGUCAUCACCUCAGUCACAACAACGUGUCCCGGCGGGACAGAACAUGAGGCCACGUCCUGGGAUAGGUCGUGAUGCCAGGCAGCCUGCAGACAGAAGCUCGUUACACAACACAAAUGGCCAGCAGUCGCCAUUCCGCCCACUAUGGCAGAGCCCAGACGUCACCAUGCUGCCAGUACCUGGUCUAACACCUGAUGUCCCGCAGGUUGAAGACGAAGAGUUGGUCCUAGACGGCCUGGGCUCCCCAUUCCAGCCUCAACCGCAGUUAGACCGCCUCCGGGGGUGGAACAUAAUGCGCGUUGGGACUUGA